CUCUUACCACGAUCAUCUCUUCAGCGCUUAAACAGUUUUCUAUGUCUCAGCCUCCAGCAUCGCAGCCCUCCGGGACGGCGAUGAGCUCUACUCAACCACUACCUGGCGAAGAUCACGAGAUGUCGCCGAAUGGCCUUGACGAGGCCCCUCUCGACACCCCCGACGACGAAAUAUUGUCGGCCUGCGGUAAUGAUCUCGCGACGAAACUUGGACGCCUGUCCAACAGCCUCUACGACCGCAGGGACAUCACUGCCGAGGAGAUCCUCGGCACCCUUAGCAAACUCAUGGACCUAACCUCUCUAACCAUCCACGACCUCGGCAUCGCCAAAGUCUCCCUCCUCGGUCCUACCUUCGAUACUAUCGUCGGUGAGGCUGAUUCAUUUACCUCUCACCUGAUCUCGAUGCGAGGAGGACCGGCACAACCGGCCUCCAAGAAAGCUCGCAUCGACGACACGCCGAGCGAUGUCAUCGCCGACGCAGUCAAGGGCGCCCUUGGCCCUAUCAUGUCCGAUAUCAUGAGGCGUUUCAACCGCCUCGAGGAUGAAGUGCGGCGCAAGCCUGCCUCACGCUCCACACGUGCACACCCCGAUGCUGCUCGCGAUACCACGCCGCCGCUUAGCUACAGUCAGGCUACGACAGCUGCGUCCGCCACCCCUAACAAGGGAAAGCAGGCGCCAGCUAAGGCGAAACCCCAGGCGCCUGUUAAGAAGGCUGCCACGUUCAAACCCACGCUGCUCUCUCUGACGGAGGAGCAAUACGUGAGGUUACAUAAACUCGGUGGCCCCGCCAUCACACGUACUGUUUGCAAUGCGCUGCGCGCCAAACCCUCUUUCGCGAGGGUGACGCUGCAUGCUGUCACAUUUUCUCCGGCUCGUAAGCUCGUGUUCCAGUGGGCGCUCGACACCCCACAAGCCCUGAUCACCGAAUCCGCGCCCAUCGUGCGCACCGUACUGGACGUCCCUGCCCCAGCGGUGGGAGGCCAGUCGGACAUGCGCCCGGUAGUGCAGUGGACCAAAUUCUUCAUCCCCGGUUCGGUCAUACGGGCCACGCCUGGCGAUCAGCCGUAUUCUCCUGAAGCGCUGUGCGCCCAUCUUCAGACCAACCCUGCGUUGGCACAUGCACACUUCUCCAUCAUGCCCCGUUUCCUGUGUCCCGUCGAUCAACUGGGGUCGCGCGAUCGCGCUCCAAUUAUGUUCGCUGUUGAGGACCCCUCUGGGACGAUCAAGUCAUCGCUCCUGGGCAAGGGGGCCCGCUUCGUGUUUUUGGACUGUCAACGACUUUCUGUAAAAGAGUACACCGACCGCCCCAUCUUUGCGCAGUGCACGCACUGCUGGAAGAUGGGCCACCAACCGCAAACCGGCCUGCCGGCUGUGCGGCAGUUUGAACCAUCGCGAGGAUGCGCACAGUGA
Molecule: messenger RNA, 1409 nt
Organism: Laetiporus sulphureus 93-53
Lineage: Eukaryota; Fungi; Basidiomycota; Agaricomycetes; Polyporales; Laetiporaceae
Exons: 2
Coding region: 42-1409 (455 amino acids)
Source: RefSeq, a predicted model, not a curated record